Messenger RNA from Astyanax mexicanus (Mexican tetra), 1734 nucleotides. Its product is annotated as collagenase 3-like. Lineage: Eukaryota; Metazoa; Chordata; Actinopteri; Characiformes; Acestrorhamphidae. The transcript is spliced from 10 exons. Gene Ontology annotation, molecular function: metalloendopeptidase activity; zinc ion binding. The record is from RefSeq and is a predicted model, not a curated record. Bases 60 to 1472 code for a protein of 470 amino acids. Gene Ontology annotation, cellular component: extracellular matrix. Gene Ontology annotation, biological process: proteolysis; collagen catabolic process; extracellular matrix organization.
CCGUCUGGAGUUCAGCACCAUCAGCAGCAUCACCAGCAGCAGCAGCAGUACCAGGCAACAUGAAGCCCUACUACCGGCUCUGCAUUCUCCUCGGCUUGUUUGUGGUGGCCGUCCACUCAGGUCCGAUUUCACGCCAGGCUGAUAACGAUGAUGCUCUCAUCCAGAGUUACCUGAAGAAGUUCUACAACUUGACAGAGCAGACAGGACCUCACUCCAAAGGCAGGACCAAUCAUAUGAGUGAGAAAAUCGCUGAGAUGCAGAAGUUUUUCGGACUCACAGUGACAGGAACCGUGGACCAGGAGACCCUGCAGGUGAUGAAGAAGCCCCGCUGUGGAGUUCCAGAAGUUGCUCAGUACACCACCUUCGGAGAAGGUCUCAAAUGGCAGAAGAACCAGCUGACAUACAGGAUUGUGAACUACACUCCAGACCUGUCUCAGGCUGAGGUGGACAGAGUUUUAGGGAAAGCUCUGCAGGUCUGGGCUCGCGUCACUCCUCUCAAAUUCACCCGCAUCUCCAGCGGUGACGCCGACAUCAUGAUCUCCUUUGGAGCAGGAUCUCAUGGUGAUUACUACCCAUUCGAUGGACCAGGUGGAACUCUGGCUCAUGCUUUCGCUCCCUCUGCUGGUAUUGGUGGAGACGCACAUUUUGAUGAGGAUGAACUUUUCACCUCCAGCUCCACUAAAGGGUAUCUUCUGUUCCUGGUUGCUGCUCAUGAAUUCGGACACUCGCUGGGUCUCUCUCACUCCAGCGACCCCGGAGCUCUGAUGUACCCAACAUACAGCUACAGAGACCCAAACACGUUCGUCCUGCCCAGAGACGACGUCAACGGAAUCCAGUCUCUCUAUGGCCCAAACACUGACGUGAACCCCGACAAACCCGCCCCACCUCCUCCAGUCACCCCUGACGCCUGUGACCCCAGCCUGGUUCUGGACGCCGUCUCAACACUGAGAGGAGAGAAGAUCUUCUUCAAGAACAGCUUCUUCUGGCGCAUUUCAGGGAGCGGCCAGGCCGAGCAACACCUGAUCAAGAGCUUCUGGACUGAUGCUCCAGACAACAUCGACGCUGCUUAUGAGAACACAGCACAGGACAAACUCUACCUCAUCAAGGAUCAGAAGGUCUGGGCUCUCUUCGGAUAUGACCUUGUGCAGGGUUAUCCCAAGAGCCUCAGCAGCCUGGGUCUGCCCACGAAGGUGAAGAAGAUCAGUGCUGCUCUUUAUGAUAAGAACACUCGCAAGACCCUGUUCUUCACUGACAACUAUUAUUACAGUUAUGAUGAAAGCAGGAAGGUGAUGGACAAGGGAUACCCCAAACUGGUGGAGCAGGGAUUCCCAGGGGUCACUGGAAAAAUUACUGCAGCAUUCCAGCACAACGGUUUGACCUACCUCUACAGUGGAAAUCGUGUGUUCGAGUACAGCCCAACCAGCAAGAAAGUCACACGUGUGCUCAGUAACAGCUACCUCCUGCCCUGCUAGUAGUUUAUAUCUGUGGGGCACACUGAGUGCAUCAAUCUUUUUGCAAAAAAAAGGCUAAUUUAUGUUUUUAGAAUAGAUUAAAAUAUUACAGAGCUUUUUACUGCCAACAUUCUUUAAUUUUUUAUUUAAUUUAUUUAUAAUCUUACUCAUAUCUGCAUACCUGUAUUUCUAUUGAUUUCAAUGCAAUAUCUUUUGUGUAAAAUUUGAUUAUGUUCAACAGACUUGUUUACAAAGUAAAUCAAUAAAAAUAUAUCAUUUUAAA